Plectropomus leopardus (leopard coralgrouper) is the source of this 1662-nucleotide messenger RNA. The record is from RefSeq and is a predicted model, not a curated record. NCBI's taxonomy places the organism in Eukaryota, Metazoa, Chordata, Actinopteri, Perciformes, Serranidae.
GGGUUGUGGUGACGGCUCAAACACUCGAAGUUUGAUGGUGUUGUCAUGAUAUCAGAAAACCUGCGUGGUGCCCUGCGGCAGCGCCGUGUCAUUCUCGCAUGUCUUUGUGACCUAAAGACCUGAACCUGCGCCUCAUUGGAUUGUGUUUAAACGUCCCUCUUGUCUUCCAGAUCUCGCGGGCUCCCCAAGCUGAAGGAGUCGACCUCCCAUGAGUCUUUGCUGAGCCCGGGCAGCGCCGUGGAGGCUCUGGACCUCAGCAUGGAGGAGGACGUGUUCAUCAAACCUCUGCACAGCAGCAUCCUGGGACAGGAGUUCUGCUUCGAGGUGACGUACUCGGGCGGCAGCAAGUGUUUCAGCUGCACUUCAGCCUCAGAGAGAGACAAGUGGAUGGAGAACCUGCGGAGAACCAUUCAGCCCAAUAAGGACAACUGUCGGCGGGCGGAGAACCUGCUGCGUCUGUGGAUCAUCGAAGCCAAAGACCUGCCGCCCAAGAAGAAGUACUUCUGCGAGCUGUGUCUGGACGACGUCCUGUACGCACGAACCACCAGCAAGACCCGCCACGACAGCCUGUUCUGGGGCGAGUACUUCGACUUCUCCAGCCUGCCCGCCAUGCACAGCAUCACCGUGCACAUCUACCGCGACGUGGACAAGAAGAAGAAGAAGGACAAGAACAACUACGUGGGCCUGGUGAACAUCCCGGUGUCGGGCGUGAUGGGCCGGCAGUUUGUGGAGAAGUGGUACCCGGUCAGCACGCCCACCACCAGCAAGGCCAAGGGAGGGGGGCCGUCGAUCCGCAUCAAGUCCCGAUUCCAGACCAUCUCCAUCCUGCCCAUGGAGCAGUACAAGGAGUUCGCCGAGUUUGUCACCAACAACUACACCAUGCUGUGCUCGGUGCUGGAGCCCGUCAUCAGCGUCAAGAACAAGGAGGAGAUGGCGUGCGCACUCGUGCACAUCCUGCAGAGCACCGGGAGGGCAAAGGACUUCCUGACAGACCUGGUGAUGUCGGAGGUGGACCGCUGCGCCGACCACGAUGUCCUGAUCUUCAGGGAGAACACGCUCGCAACCAAAGCUAUCGAGGAGUAUCUGAAGCUGGUGGGACAGAAAUACCUGCAUGACGCACUCGGUGAGUUCAUCAAAGCUCUGUACGAGUCAGAUGAGAACUGUGAGGUUGAUCCCAGUCGAUGCUCCAGCAGUGAACUGGCUGAACACCAGAGUAACCUGAAGAUGUGCUGUGAGCUGGCCUUCUGCAAGAUCAUCAACUCCUACUGGUACCAGUGCACAUUCACACCUGCACUAAAACAGUCAACUACUAACAUUCACACCUACAGUACCAGUCAGCUCUUUUCAUUCACACCUGCAGUCUGAGUUCACACUCACACCUGUAUUCCCAGUACAUAGUCACAUUCACACUUGCGGUACAUAAUUUCUUAGCAUUUAUACCUGAAGUCCCUGUACACAUUCACACCUGCAGCCCCAGUCAACUAUAAACACUGACACUCGCAAUCCAGUUUCACAUUCACACCUGUUGUCCCAGCACACACUCACAUAUACAUACCUUCAGUGCCAGUGCAUAUUCACACCUGUAGUUUAGGGUAACACAUUCACACCUGUAGUUUAAGGUAACACAUUCACACCUGUAGUUAAAGGUAACACAUUCACACC